AUGAAGUCCAGUGCUAUCUUUGGCUUCUUGGCGAUGCUCUGCAGCCAAGCACUGUCUCAGGAAUUUGACGGAACUUAUACCAUUGCUUCAGCCGGAACCUCGUUGUAUCUCGCAGAUGAAGCUGGCGAGAUUAUUCUCGAGGACAAAGACCCUCAGUCCUGGUUCUUCAUCGAAGCGGAGACCGACAAAUAUGCGAUUGUGAACAAUGAAACAAAUCAGUAUAUCAACUGCAACACGGCCGAGAAUCAGCUUUGUAUUUCCUCCGAGGUUGCGCAGCUCUUCCAGCCAGACAAGAUCUCCGAUGGUAUCUAUACUUUCUUGGAUCCUGAGUCUCAGUUGCUCCUGCAUCGAACUUCAGAUAAUCACCUGGAUCUCUCGCGUCCAUCUCCCACCAAUGACGAGUCCUUCGAGGUGACACAGAUUUAA
Molecule: messenger RNA, 426 nt
Organism: Penicillium macrosclerotiorum
Lineage: Eukaryota; Fungi; Ascomycota; Eurotiomycetes; Eurotiales; Aspergillaceae
Product: RICIN domain-containing protein
Exons: 1
Coding region: 1-426 (141 amino acids)
Source: RefSeq, a predicted model, not a curated record